GGACGAUCUUCCAGACCAACGAGCCCAGCCUCCGACUGAGCAUCGCAUCGCAUCGCAUCACGACGUCCCAUCAUCAGCACCAGACUCGCGCUACGCACUACCCGUUUUGCCCCCACCUCUAAUACCCCGCUCCUCACCCACAGCAUCAGCAAGCAUAUAGCCGUCAUGGCGGCGCCUCCCUCGCUAGCGCCAGGAGCAUGGCAGCCUCAAGCUGGCGGGCUGGCAGAACUCAUCGACUUGUUCAAGAAGUCACAAUCCACUUAUGGGGCUCAACAGGCUGAGAUUGCCGAUCGCCUCGACUCAGUCUCGCGCAUACCAGACUAUGCAAACUAUCUCGCCUUUGUCCUUACCCAGGCCACAAACGAGGAAGUGGCCGUGCGAUCCGUUGCAGGGCUGAUAUUGAAGAACCACCUGCACUUCAACCACGACAAGGUACCCGCUGAGUCCAUCGAGUAUGUAAAGGCGAGCGUGCUAGUCGCACUGUCCUUUCAGGAGGAUCUGCUGAGGAGGACGGCCACACAGGUCGUGUCGAUGUUGAUGGGCAUUCUGGGUCCAGCGAACUGGCAGGAGGGAUUGGAGAAGUUGAUCACCUUGGCAGGAACAGAGAAUACCGUAGAGGCAGAGGGAGCCUACUCGACCUUUGCCAAGAUGUGCGAAGACAUGCCUCGCGACCUCGACGCCUGCGAGAUCAACGGAAUCAAGCUCCUAGACAUCCUCAUCCCCAAGUUCAUCCAAGGCUCCGACCACCCAGAAUCACGCAUUCGCGUCCACGCCCUCAACUGCCUCAACCAAUUCAUCACCCUCGGCUCCUCCUCGCUGCAGGACCACCUCGAUUCCUUCAUCGCCUGCCUCUUCAAGCGCGCGUCAGACGACAGCGACUUUGUUCGCAAAUUCGUUUGCCAGGCUCUCGUCCUCACCCUUAGCGCUCGACCGGACAAGCUUCUUCCAGAGCUGGGGAACGUCGUCGACUUUAUGCUGUACAGCACCCAGGACAAGGACGAGGACGUCGCCGUGGAAGCGUGCGAGUUCUGGCUGCAGUUCGCAGAAGAUCCCAACGUCAAUGCCCACCUGGUCCCAUUUAUGCCGCGCGUCGCACCCGUCCUGCUCAAGAGCAUGGUCUAUGGCGAGAUGGAUCUCAUCCUCCUCGGCGGAGACGACGACGAUGCCGCUGUACCGGACAAGCUCGAGGACCUGAAGCCGCAGCAUUACUCGGCGAAGACGCAUCGCAACGAGAGAGAGGAGGACUCAGCUGCUGGGCCGAGCACGAGCGGUACUGCCAAGUCACGCGCCGCCAUCGAGAGUUCGGGCAACGCCGCCAACGAUGAUGACGACGAUGAAGACGACGACGACUACGACAGCGACGACGACGAAGAGGACAGCGACUCUGAAGUCUCCGAGUGGAACCUCCGCAAAUGCGCCGCCGCCGCGCUAGACGUAAUGGCCUGUCAAUUCGGCGAGCAGCUUCUCGAGAUCCUCCUCCCUUACCUCAAAGAGCGCCUCUUCUCCCCCGACUGGAUGCAGCGCGAGUCAGGGAUCCUCGCAUUAGGAGCUAUAGCUGAGGGUUGCAUCGGUGGCAUCCAGCCGCACUUGCCUACCUUGAUCCCCUUCCUCGUCAGCAGUCUUUCCGACUCCAAGCCACUCGUCCGAUCCAUCGCCUGCUGGACGCUAGGGCGUUACUCGUCGUGGUGCAUAGCGGACAAGUCUGACGAGCACCUGCGCUCCUUCUUCCUGCCGGCGAUGGAGGGGCUGCUCAACAUGGUCAUGGACAAUAAUAAGCGCGUCCAAGAGGCGGGUUGUUCAGCCUUUGCCACCCUAGAAGAAGAGGCAGGCUCGGGCCUCGAACCCUUCCUCGAGCCCGUCCUACGCACCCUCGCUGCCGCAUUCGCGAAGUACCAGCAGAAGAACCUCCUAAUCCUCUACGACGCCAUCGGCACGCUGGCAGAUUCGGUUGGCCAGGCUCUGGGGUCUCGGCCGGAGUAUGUGGACAUCCUAAUGCCGCCGCUGAUCGCCAAGUGGGGUGAGUUGCCAGACGACGAUGGGCAGCUUAUCCCGUUGUUGGAGUGCCUCAGCAGCGUGACGAUCGCCCUCGGCCCGGCCUUUGCGCCGCAUAGCCCGCCCGUGUACUCGCGCUGCCUCAAGAUCAUGCGGGACAAUCUCCUCGCGACACAGAGGGAAAUGGAGCGACCAGAGGAGGAAAGGGAGUUACCCGACGACUCGUUCGUCGUCGUCGCCCUCGACCUACUGAGCGGGCUGAGUCAGGGGUUGGGCCCGCAUUUCGCCGAGCUGGUAGCGAGGGAAGACGGAGCAGCAGCCGCAGCUGCAGCAUCAACAUCAUCGGGUGCCAACCCAGGCCAAGCAGAAUUGCAGCUUAUCCCGCUUCUCGGGGCGUGCAUUACCUCUCCCUCUCCGCCCAUACGCCAGUCCGCCUACGCCCUGCUCGGAGAUCUGGCCCUCUCCACUUUUGACCUGCUACGCCCCACCAUCCCCUCUAUCAUGCCAGAGCUCAUCAGCCAGAUCGAGCCAGAGCCUUCCCUCGCCAACGUCAGCGUGUGCAAUAAUGCCGCGUGGGCCGUAGGGGAGAUUGCACUGCAGUAUCGCGCCGUAGUCGCAAAGGCAGUCGCGACGCCCGAGGAGUCGGCUUCGGGCUCCGCUUCAGGCUCGGGCUCAGGCGUGGCUCCCUCAUCAUCAUCAUCAUCGACGGCCACGUCGUCAGCGCCAUCGCAGGAGUUUGCGCAAUUCCUCGAACCCCUCGUACAGCGCCUCAUCUCUGUCCUCCACUCUCGCACCCCCAUCAAAUCCCUCACGGAAAACUCUGCCGUCACACUAGGUCGUCUUGGCCUCUUCUCCCCUCAACUCGUGGCUCCUUCGCUCCACCUCUUCUUCGAGCCUUGGUGCGCCGCCCUUUGGGAUAUCAAGGACAAUGAGGAGAAGGACAGCGCGUUUCGCGGAUUGUGCGAGAUGAUCAAGUGCAACCCUAAUGGGGCUGUUAAGGGAUUCAUCUAUUUCUGUAAUGCUGUGGUGAGGUGGACGAACCCGAGCGUGGAGUUGAAUGAUGAGUUUGGGAGGAUCUUGCACGGGUUUAGGGAUAUGAGUGGCGAGGGGUGGGAAGGGAUGAGGGGACAGUUGCCCGAGGUUAUCAGGGGGAGGUUGAGGGAGCGCUAUCAGAUUUAGAGGAGGGGCCGAGGCGGGGGCCAAGGGGGGCGAAGGAAGGAAGCAUUUUUGUUAGCAGUCAGUCAGUCAGUCAUAUCACCAUCGGGAACGAGGUUCUCAACCAUUCAUCCACAACGAUAGCUUCACCACCCAUAGACACACACACACACACACACCAGUUUUGGACGAUGCCAAUGCCCAAUCUGAUUCGCUCUCACUCGCUCAGAGCGCCUCGCCAUCGAUGUCCUCGUCCUCAUCAUCAUCCUCAUCGAAGCCCGCUGCGACCGUCAUUCUCACGUCCCUGCUGCUUGGCUCAGGAACAGCUUUCCCCUCCUCAACAUCCACAUCAACCCCCCUUCCCUUCGCACCACCCACCGCGCCCGCACUGCCCCUCUCAAUCCCCGCCCUACACCCCUCCAAAGUCUGAGGCGCAAAUACCAACCAACCCUCCCACACAUCCACC
This is a messenger RNA of Jaminaea rosea, 3613 nucleotides long. RefSeq names its product ARM repeat-containing protein. Gene Ontology annotation, molecular function: nuclear import signal receptor activity; small GTPase binding. Gene Ontology annotation, biological process: protein import into nucleus. The record is from RefSeq and is a predicted model, not a curated record. The coding region runs from base 166 to 3171 and encodes 1001 amino acids. NCBI's taxonomy places the organism in Eukaryota, Fungi, Basidiomycota, Exobasidiomycetes, Microstromatales. The transcript is spliced from 3 exons. Gene Ontology annotation, cellular component: cytoplasm; nucleus.